CUUCGCCUCUGUCCGCCGUCAAUCGAAUGUCUGCCGCUCUCUGAUUCUCACGAAGAACUCUCCGUUAGAUCAAGUCACCGUUAUCAGACGCCGCGAGAAAAUCGAAGAAACAGAGAGGAAGCGCAAAGAAGACUGAAGUUCCUGGCAGAGGAAGCUUUUUCAGUUUCUGAAUGUUCUUCUAGGGUUUUGGCUAAUCGGAGAAGAUAAGGGUAAUUCGGUAUUUUAUCCCGGUCCUCGGUUGGUGUUUAAUCCGAUUGGCUGCAGUGAGGUAGGACCCUUUCCAGCUAGCGGAGAUACGCCUAUGAAGAAGCUCUUCUUUUUAAAAUUUUCGUCUGGUAAUGGAACUGGUAGCAGCGCUGUUCCUCAACCAGCAACUGAUAAACAAGAUCAGCGGGAAAAAGCAUCAGAAAAUAGGAUGAGAAAUCAGGGUGGUGGUCAGGCCGAGCAGGACUUCAAUGGUCCAAAGGGUUUUUUCCCAAAGUCCCAGAAGGAAGUAUCUGGUGGUCCAGCUUUUAGACGAAGCCGUUCAUUGUCCUCGGCUGCUUUUCUUGUUGAUGGAGUUGGAGAAACCUCCUCAAAUGAUCAAUGCAAAUCACCUCGUAGUACUACCAACAGCCACCAUCGGCAACGCAAUCAUUCAUCUCGGUGCCUUACUCCAGAACGACAAUAUAGAGAAAGACAAUAUGAACCAGAAUACAAUCACAUAUAUGAGGGGAAGUUUCCGCAUGAUUCAUCUGGAAGCCCUUCAUCUUGUUCUAGUAAUGUCUCGAGUAAAGUUGUGGACCGUUACAUUGAUGGGGAAGAGCAUCUAGAGAGGAGCAAGAAAAAGAGCAAUUCCUCGCGUAGUAAUAUCUCUGGAGACAGUAAGGGUAGGAGGCUUCCCCCACGGGUUCAUUGCAUGGUCCCUACAUCACCACCAGACAGUGUAAAAGAAAAACGGAAGUCUCACUCAUUUAGAGAAGCAAAAGGGAUCGACCUUCACCUCUCUUCUAGUGAAUUCACGGAAAAUGGAUUUGGGCAUGACUCCCCUCGUGCACUUGCGAGAAGUGUGAUCGAGAGACUCUCUCAAACUCACAAGUCCAAGGCAUUAAAUCGUGAACCGAUCACUAUUCAAGACAUCUAUGGUGGAUCCCUAGGUAGAACCUUUGAUUCAAACUCGGAUGUCACAGUCAUGAAAACUGUUCCUCUUGUGGAACAUUUUGAGUCGGUGAACGAAGAUCAUGGAGAUGAUCUCUCAGGACACAAACAAAGUUAUUCACAUGCUAAGAACAUAUUUGGGGGCUCAAAAUAUAUUGGGGCUGAAGAGGAUACUGAUAUCGAGUUAAGAAGGAGAUGUGAAGAGGCUGAGGAGAGAGUGAAGCUUCUUUCUGAAGAACUGGAGCAGCAGAGAUCCAUUUCAAACUGCGGUUUUGAUGUUUCUUUUUUGGUAGAAGCUCUUAGAAAUCUGGAAGAGGAGAGAUUUGGCUUGGCAUUUGAGGUUUUAAGUCUUUUGCAGUCACAGAUGGUUGAAAGGGCUUCUGCAAGGGAGGAAAUCAGACUUGUAAAGACAGAGCUGGACUUGCACAUACAGAGACUAGAAAGGGAGAAGAAUGAGUUGCAGGCAGGACUGGAGAAAGAGUUAGAUAGAAGGUCAAGUGACUGGUCUUUCAAGCUCGAAAAGUAUCACCUGGAAGAGAAGAGGCUCCGAGAGCGUGUUCGAGAGCUUGCUGAGCAAAAUGUCUCACUCCAGAGAGAAGUAUCAACUUUCCAUGAAAAGGAAACGGAGAGCACAGAUAUGAUGGCGUAUUUGGACGGAAAAGUUAAGGAGUUGACUACAAAAGCAGAGGAUUUGUAUGAAGAAAACUCGUAUCUUAAACAGAGCCUGUCAAAAUUACAAGAGAGUUAUGAAGGUGCCACACAAGAUCUCGAUUGUUUAAGAAGAAACUUCGAAGAGAAGGAUAAAGAAUGCAGGGACUUACACAAAUCCGUUACAAGUUUCCUGAGAACAUGCAAAGAGCAAGACAAGACAAUCGAGGGACUAAGGGAUAGUCUUUCGGAGCAAAUUAAGAAGCAACCAAUAGAGAAAUUUGACCAGUUGGUCAAGAAAUUGCAGAUGGAGCAAAUUAGAUUGACAGGGGUAGAAUUUUCACUGAGAAAGGAGUUAGAAUCUAUGAAGAUCGAAGCUGAUUCUCUCUGCCAGGAGAAUAUCUGUCUGCUGAAUCGGUUAAAAGGAAACGGAGAAGGAACAGGAAUGUCAAUGUUCAAGCUAGACAGUGAGAUGAAGAUGCGUGUUUGCUACCUGCAAGAUCAAGGGCUGUCGAUGUUAAAUGAGAGCAACCAAGUGGGUUUCAGGUUACUGAAGUUCAUCAAAGGGAAAUUAGCUCAAUUUCCAGAAACCUAUCAGGAUGUGCACUCCAUUACCAAUGGCUUGGCCGAGCAGUUUAUGGUUGAGUCUGAAAUGAAAGUCCAAGGUGUAAAACGUGGAACCGAAAACCUGAAGAGGAGUUUGCAAGCGGUGUCCUCUUUGUUGCAUGAGAAAUCCAUUGCAGUUUCUCCAAAUCCCGAAUCAUCUUGCUCAGGUGCCGAUAGGCCUAAGGAGCCUAACGACCAAUCAUUGGAGGAAACCUUGCGAGCCGAACUUAGAGCAGAAACCCUAGUUACAAGUUUAUUGAGGGAGAAACUGUAUUCGAAGGAACAAGAACUUGACCAGCUUCAAGGAGAACUCGCGGCAGCAGUAAGGGGCAAUGAGAUUCUGCGGUCUGAAGUACAAAGCACUUUAGACAACCUCUCUGUAAAUGCCCAUGAGUUGAAAGACCUCAAGCUUCAGAUUCUGAAGAAGAAAGAGAACGUAAGUCAGCUCGAGAUCGAACUUCAGGAAGCCAACAAAGAGCUCGCGGCCAUGAAAGUGAUGUUACCGAAAGUUUCAAGCGAGAGAGACCAGGUAUGGACAGAGCUGAAGCAAUGCAGCGAGAGGAACAUGCUUUUGAACUCGGAGAACGGAAUGCUGAAGAGGAGGAUCGAGGCUUUGGACGAGGACGUUCUGCUAAAGGAAGGUCAGAUCACGAUACUGAAAGACACGCUCGGAAACAAGCAAUUCGAUCUUCUCUCCAGUCCGGAUUUCUCGAAGGAUUUCUUGGUAGAAUGACAGAGACAGGCCCGAAACGGGAGAGGUAUAUAUACACAUGCGUUUCUCUGUUCACAGUGUUGCCAUCUUUUUGGAUUUGGUUUCUUGGUUUGUGGGGAUUCUGGAUCAUACUUCCUGGUCGUAAAGCAUUAGCUGGUUUCACCGUUGCACGAGAUGAAACUAUUCUCCC
Tarenaya hassleriana is the source of this 3293-nucleotide messenger RNA. Its product is annotated as paramyosin-like. The transcript has 7 exons. Lineage: Eukaryota; Viridiplantae; Streptophyta; Magnoliopsida; Brassicales; Cleomaceae. The record is from RefSeq and is a predicted model, not a curated record. Bases 302 to 3124 code for a protein of 940 amino acids.